Molecule: messenger RNA, 3400 nt
Organism: Triplophysa dalaica
Lineage: Eukaryota; Metazoa; Chordata; Actinopteri; Cypriniformes; Nemacheilidae
Exons: 8
Coding region: 237-3044 (935 amino acids)
Source: RefSeq, a predicted model, not a curated record
CUUCUUUCGGCGUAACGUAUUUGUGUGGCGGCCUGUUGGAGUUUGGAAAUACUCACUGAAGUGUCCUCGAGGAGAAGAAUGUGUGGGUCAAAGUAUGAACGUGUACCUCAACAAAUCAGGCUACCAUACCAAGGUUCGUCACGUGUGUGACGUUUCCGGCUGGUACUUUAUAAUAACAGAGGUCCUGUGCUGCGGAUUCUGCCAUUCUUUGUCAACUCAGUGAGGCUCACCAAGCCAUGUUUCCUGCUAUUCUGACAGACAAGCGUGGUGUGGACAAAAAUGUGGUGCGGCUUUUGAGGGACCGGACCGAAGGGAACACCAUGGUUAAAGUGUGGCGACAAAUUCAGGAGAAUCAUGUUGAGGAGUAUCUCCACAGGAAAGACCUUUACACCACACUCCUCAUGACUCUCCUGAAGCCUGGGGGAAUCGUGUCAGCCUUAGGACACACGUUUGAGGCUCCACCUCCUCAAAGAGAGCUUCCCUCGGCUCGCCUGCUUCGCCAUGCUUUCCUUCUGGCGGAGGCCAGCAACGUACAGGACUACAGGAACCAGAUUCUCUCCACUUUUGGCAAAGUGCUAAAGAUGGACUCCACUAAAAAGGUGGUGAAGAAGCUGUCUGGGGAGGGUAAAGGCACGGCGGAGUGGUUUACCAGCAUAGGCAAUGAGCAUUCGCAGAUUGUCUCAUUUGUUCUUACCUGUGAAGAGUCCACUCGGUGUCUGAAGCCAAUGUGUCAGGGAGUAAUGGACCGCUUCCACCAGGCCAAUCAACCUGUGCCCAACAUCUUGUACAUUGACCGCGGGUGUUGUCGGGCACAAGGCCCGAGCGCUGUGGAGAGCUUAUUCCAGACGUGGGUUGAGAAUGGUAUGGUGGUGCGUUUGGACAUCUUCCACUGGAUACAUCGCUUUGAUGCAGCCAUUCGUACAGACAGCCACUCCAAGUACGCUGUGUUCAAGUCUGCCCUAGCAGGAGCGGUGCUGGCCUACAACCGCACAGACUUGGAGCUGCUCAUCAAAGCUGUUAGAGCGAAGGACCCGACAGUUUUUCACACCGUGGCUGAUGAAGACAUGAUGCGACUUUAUGUAUCCAGGGAACAGCUGAAGCACCACGUUCGCAGAGUCACACUUGGGGCUCAGGAGACCUUCCGGCUUGUCCAGAUAGCCAUAGAUGAGCUCAAAGGUCCUGCUGGGCUAGACGAGAGUGGAGUCAGCCUCUUCAAAUCGGCAGAAGCAAUAGACGGUGUAUGGGAAGGCCAGCAACGACACCUAGAGUGCAUUCAGGAUCCUCCAGAGAUGAGCAUGUACAGAGUGGCUCAUAGCACCAACAUCAACGGGGUGGACCUUCCUUAUUUCAAAUGUCUCCGUGGAAGCAACAGCCUGGAAGGAUUCCACAAAACACUGCCUCACAUGAUACCAGACUCUCAGAUCGAUCGCUCCUCGUUCCUGGAAAGAAAUCUUCAAAUGAGUCCCCACUGUGCUGCACGUCCAUAUCAAGUUUACCUGAUUAGUGGAAUCGCUCGGUGGAACUCAGACCGCAGCUCUGAUGCUGUGUUUGGUGGGAAAGGCAGAAAACUAAGAUCCUACUCUGCACCUCUGAUCGAGCGCCUUAACACCCGCUGCCAGCAGCUGUUUGGAGAAACCGUGGAGAAGAAUUUCCAAGCCCCUGCUGCUGUGACAUCAAAUGAGCUGCUUGGUUUGGAGUACCUCUUUAGCCAAAGCACAGGUGAAUCUGUUGCCUUCUCCCUCAGUGACCUCUCAAAGGAUGGUCCCAGUCCAGAGGAGGAAGUGGUUCAGCCAGACGAGCUUGACCCCAAUGAGGAUGACGAGGCCUACCAGAGCGACCCAGAGGCAGACCAGGACAGGAUGACUACUGACCCGGCCCACAUAAACCUUACCAUGGAGGAAACCACCACUGCUUACCCUCCGGCCUUUGAGGAUGCCUGUAGCCCCAACCCGCUGCCUGGAUUCCACCAGCUGGAAAACUUCUGUUCUCUGCUUGUGGAGAUUGGCAAGACUGAGAAUAAGCUGAGCCUGAUGACAGAGCAAAGGAACAGGCUCGUCGCCGCAUGGCACGAUGUAAUGGAACAUGACAAGCAACCACAGAAGUUUCAUCAGCUUUACAGAACACACUGGGGUAACACCUUGUAUUGCCGCACAAAGAGGGACGAUCUUGCUGAUGCUGCUGUGAUUCAGCGUGUCAAGAUGGCCAAGCGGUACGCACCGGCUCAGCAGGACAUCAGCGCUCAGCAAAACCGGCUAAUGUACACACUGGUCAAACUUCUUUGGCUGGGCUUACCUCAAAAAUCCAAAGCAAGCCCAGAAAAUACAUCCAUCCUGAAAGCCUAUGAGAGAAUUCAGCACUGCAUAUUGGUGGAGGAUCCAGUGCUGAGUAAAGUCGGUAUUCCUCUACCAAAAAUUAACAACAAGACGGUGAGGGAUUUCAUCCGUCGUCAAGAGAGGCUCAUCAACCUGCAGUCAACAAGAAUGCCAUCGGCCUCAAUAUCAAAGAUUACGUCUGUCUCCUCAAAAGACUUACCUCCAGCACCACAUCAACCGUCGGUUCUCCCUCCACCUGUAUAUCAACAGAUUGUGUAUGAACACAUUCCCAGCAAGGCAGGGACCAAGGUCUUAAAAGAACGAUCAGACAUGGUAAUGACAGCUCCUAAAACCUCGUCCCGGGUAAUGCCAGCCAUGUCUACCGUCUUCAGACCUCCACCAAGAAACACUUCAUCCACUGCUCCUACACAAGAGAUUCCGGCUACGUCCACCAGCACCACACCCUUGACAGUGUCUUCUGGCCCCACUGACACACCACAGAGUAUUGACACCCCCUCAGCCUGGUCCAGAGCUACAGUGUACAAAAGGAAAAGCACAGACAAUCCUACUCAAGUUGGAGUCAAACUGUCACGUGUACAUAACUUGCCUGUUUGUACGCUUUGCCACCAACCCACUCAGGGACACAAAAAAUAUAAAAAAAAAGACUUUUUGUCCUGUGAAAAUGAUGUCGACCUCCUUAGGAUUGGACAACAGAGUGUUCGACAGCUAUGAACACUUUACCACAGUUGUGGACUCACUAAAGUGAAUUUUGUUUUGCCUUUGUGAGAUAGGAAUAGCGUUUUUAUUUCACGUAACCGCACUUUUUACUCACUAUUUUUAAUUAUAUAAAGUUUAUGUGUGUAUCUGCUGUAUCUUUUAACCCAUUUUUAAAAGCAACAAUAUAUAGGAUAUUGUAUAUAUUGCCUUUAAUAUAUUUUUCUAUAUCACUUAACUAUUUUAUACUUGAUGUAACUGUGAUGCUUGUCUUGAAUAUUGCAUUUUAUUUCAUUCCAGUUAUAUUUUAUCUACCUAACCUUACCUUAUAUUUCAUAUUAUAUUAUAUUUUGUGUUAAAUGUAACCCAACGUU